AUGGUUCUCCGUCGAACCUUGCGUACACCCAUUGCGGCACAGUCGAGCACCAACCUCAGUGCACUCUGGGAAUUUACCAAUCUCUGGCGGGUUUACCACACACUGCGUGGCGAUAUCCACCUAGUAAACCUGCGCACGCAUCGAAAGCAUGGCCCUGUGGUCAGAACAGGGCCCAAUAAUCUGGACCUCGAUGUGCCCAGCUUGGUCAAGACCAUCUACACUACAGACCACAAGUGGCUGAAAACGGAAUUUUACAACCCAGCGAGCAACAUCGUCAACAGAGAACCUGUACCCAAUCUCUUUAGUCUCAUCGACCCGGCCGAACAUGCAAGGCAAAAGAAGCCUGUCGCCAAGCAGUAUUCGAUGACAAGUGUGCUUCAGCUGGAGCCACACUUUGAUGAAGCCAUUCGACUGCUGUGCUGUCAGCUUGAAGGGCGUUUUAUGCACGAGUGGGUCCACGAUUGCUGUGAAUUUGGUUCCGAAUUCGACUUGGGUCAAUGGAUCAAGAUGUACGCAUGGGACGUCAUUGGCCAGAUCACUUUCAGCAAACGCUUUGGAUACCUCGAAGCAGGCAAAGACUUCGAUGGGCAUCUAUGGUUAUCCGAGAUGGGGUCUGACUACCUUGCCAGCGUUAGCCAGUUGCCCAUUCUUGAUCGCUGGAUCGACAAGAACCCUAUCAUACCAAUCGGCGGUGCAACAGUGCUACUGGGACCGACGCUGCAAUACGUGAAAGAUCGAUUUCAGGGUCGAGACAAAGCCACCCACGAUGAAAGCAAGCCUGACUUUCUGGACAAGUUCAUUCAGGCGAGGUCUGAGAAUCCUGACGUUGUCGACGGCAGGCAGAUUGUCAGCUACCUUGCCAUCAACAUGCUUGCUGGGGCUGAUACGACCGCCAUUACCAUCAAGGCGGUGCUUUAUUACGUACUCCGUACGCCGGGUGUGCGGGCGAAAUUAGAGGCCGAGAUUCUGGCCACGGAGUUCUCAAAGCAGCACAAUGUACCACCGCCAUAUUCCGAGGUCAAGUCGCUUCCGUACCUCGCAGCCAUCAUUCGCGAAGCAAUGCGGCUGCAUCCUGGGGUGGCUAUGACUCUCCCGCGUUAUGUCCCUGCAGAAGCCCAGGGCAGCCAACUCGUGCUGCCUGAUGGGUCGACUGUUCCGCCAGGUAUCAGCGUUGGGAUGAACCCAUUCGUACUAGGUCGCAACAAACAGACUUGGGGAGUUGACUCUGAUGAGUUCCGACCUGAGAGGUGGCUUCGAGACGAAGGCGCUGAUGAGACGAAGGAGGGUUUUGCUGAGAGACUGCGGGGCAUGGAAAAUGCCGAUUUCACGUUUAGCGCAGGCUCGCGUGCAUGUAUCGGGAGGCACCUCGCCUUAGUCGAAGUAUACAAGGUCGUUGCUACACUCUUCGCCUCAUACGAGAUUCAGAUUAUGAAGCCGGAGAUCGAGUGGUGGGUACGGAACGGCUUCUUCCUCCGGCAGCAGGGACCUCGACGAUAG
This is a messenger RNA of Verticillium nonalfalfae, 1497 nucleotides long. RefSeq lists its product as uncharacterized. Lineage: Eukaryota; Fungi; Ascomycota; Sordariomycetes; Glomerellales; Plectosphaerellaceae. The coding region runs from base 1 to 1497 and encodes 498 amino acids. The transcript has 4 exons. Gene Ontology annotation, molecular function: heme binding; oxidoreductase activity, acting on paired donors, with incorporation or reduction of molecular oxygen; monooxygenase activity. The record is from RefSeq and is a predicted model, not a curated record.